UUUCAUUAAAAUUGUUAACGAAGAACCUGUCGUUGUCUUUAGUAUAUAUUCGAUAUGGCAGCAUUAAUAAGCAACAACAACAACAACAAUUGAAUAAAAGAACCCAGCUAGUUCAACAGGUUCUCAGAGUUGCCAGUAACCAACAAGUGUUUCGAACAACGUAACAACACCCACAAUAUCCACGACGCAAAAUUUACUAAAACGUCUAUAAAACAUGGAAAUAUUAUAGUAGAAAUAGUUGUGUGUAUCCUAUAAGAACAAAUGCGUUAACAGUGAUUUAAAUUGAAAUAAAGUUACGAGACAUUGAAAGUGAAAUAUUAGUGAAAAAUUAAAAAGAAAUGCUUUAUUAAUCCAUCUGAGGAGGUUUAAAGCCCCACCACUUCCAAUGGAUUGCAUAAUUUGGCAACUCUAAAACCAAUAAAAAUACCAAUACACUGAACUUCUGAAGUGUUGGGUAGUCAAAAUAAGAAAUCCAAAUAUAAACUUGUUGUGAGCGAGAAUUUAUUUGUUCGUUCGUUUGUUGGUUGCUUGAUGGAUUUUCUUUUUGUUUUUCAUUUCCUAUUUUAAUAAUAUUAAUUGUGUAUAAGAAGAAAAGAUAGAAAAUAUCGCUGCAUUUCUGUUCGGUUCUGUUUUGUUGUGAAUAAAAAGUGUUUUAAAAUAUCGUUGAACGAUUUUUACAAUUGGAAAUGAUGUUCCAGCCAUCAUUUUGACGUAAUUAACACGAAGAGUAUACACAAUUUUUUUUUAUUCAUUUACGAUACUUCGACCUGUUUUUUCUUCUUGUAUAAAUACACACAAGAAUGUCGUUGAGUAAGUCCAGCGCGAGUGACGACGCGAGCAAAUGCAGCGUUAAGACGGAUGACUCGACGUCGGCUGCGUCGAAAUCGUCGAAUAAUUUGGUGGUUCAUAAUUAUCAGAAUUCGGAUGAAAAUUUACAAAUUUUAUUCGACAGUGUUUUAAAUCCGAGUGAAUCGAAACGUCCAUUGCAAGUGCCUUUACGUAUGCGGAAGUUGCCAAACUCAUUUUUUACGCCGCCAGCUGCCAGUCCCAAAUCACCGACAGUAUCACAUUCUCGAGCCAAUAGUGUGGACUCGGCGUACGAUUGUGGUUCUCAGCCAAAUAUUAAUCAAACAUCAGUAGCAACGUCGCUAUCAGACUUACAGACUGCCGCCGCUGCAGCAGCAGCGCAGGCGUCAGUACAACAGCAGCCCGCAACGACAAUUAAUGCUCAACAACCGCCACCACCACCAGCAGCCGCCGGCGGCACUCAGGCCGACCAACCACGUUUACAAAUCUGUCACUCUCGUGCCCAUAGUAGUCCUGCGUCACUGCAGCAAACAUAUAAUAUACAUGGUGGCAACAUAGGCGACGACUCGACUGCUGCCUCCUUUCUGCAACAGCAACAAAACGCUGCUGGCGAAGUUUCGAACGGUGGAGGUGGUGGUGGCAAUUCUGGUCCAGGAUUUCCCGGUACAUUGUUGAGUUACAAUGCUGCCGCAGCAGCUGCUGCUGCUGCCGCUGCUGCUGGGAUAAAUAGCAAUAAUAUAUUAGCUUUGGGUGGUACUGGCGGCGGAGCCCCAUAUCAUAUGAAACAACGUUCAUACGAUGUUAUCAGUCCAAUUCAGUUGCAAAAUGAAUUAGGUCCUCUUCCUCCUGGUUGGGAGCAAGCCAAGACCAACGAUGGCCAGAUAUACUAUUUAAAUCACACAACAAAAACCACACAAUGGGAAGACCCUAGAAUACAAUUUAAACAACAGCAAGCAUUAAAUGCAGCUGCAAAUGCUAGAUUAAACAAUAAAACAGCGACUGCUGCAGGUGUAUUAAAUGGCGAUUUGGGCCCAUUACCAGAGGGAUGGGAACAAGCCCUAACAGAAACUGGUGAAGUUUAUUUCAUAAACCAUAUUGAUCGUACAACGUCAUGGAAUGAUCCACGAAUUCCACUUUUAUUUCAAAAAGAAAUAAAAGCCAAAACCGAAAUGAGUUGGGUAAAUGCAACUGAAAUUGACAAAGAUACAGACAUAUUUAAGCAAAAAGCAGGACAGUCUCUAAACAAACACAAUGUUAGCUUACAUAUGGAUCCGUUUCUUUCUGGUGAUAACCACGCUCGACAAGAAUCGAGUGACAGUGGCUUAAGUUUAUCAUCAAAUUCAUUUGCAGUCAAUCCAGAUUUUAUAACCCAUAUGGAUACUAGUAUGGACUGUAUAAGUGAAAACGGCAGCAUUAUAGAUAAUUUGGACACAACAUUACAGCUAAAUGAUAACAUUUGCAUGUUAAACGAUGUGCUCAAUUCGCCUUCGAAUAAGCCAGAUAAUUUGGAAUGGUAUAAAUUAAAUUAAUUUAUUUUUUAUUAUAUCAUCGAAGAUAUAUAUAAUUAAAAUAAGCAAAGCGCGCAUAUAACUAUUAUUUCAACAUUUUUUUAUGUUUAUUAAAAAAGCUAAAAAGUAAAAGUAUUUCCAUUUAUCAUAGAUUUAAUUACGUUUAUUUUUUGCAAGCAAAAAAUUAUCCGAUUCAAUCAAUCAAAUUGUAAAAGAUGUUUUCAAUUUUUUUUUCUUUUAAAAACAAUAAUAAUUAUAAAAAAUAAUUUAAACACAAGGACAGCUUAAAUAAAUCCAUAUUUUCUAUAAAAAA
Lucilia cuprina (Australian sheep blowfly) is the source of this 2628-nucleotide messenger RNA. It is a transcript of the gene yki, whose product is annotated as transcriptional coactivator yorkie. The transcript has 6 exons. Gene Ontology annotation, cellular component: nucleus; cytoplasm. The record is from RefSeq and is a predicted model, not a curated record. Gene Ontology annotation, biological process: hippo signaling; positive regulation of transcription by RNA polymerase II. NCBI's taxonomy places the organism in Eukaryota, Metazoa, Arthropoda, Insecta, Diptera, Calliphoridae. Bases 801 to 2336 code for a protein of 511 amino acids. Gene Ontology annotation, molecular function: protein binding; transcription coactivator activity.